Messenger RNA from Hyphopichia burtonii NRRL Y-1933, 446 nucleotides. RefSeq lists its product as uncharacterized. NCBI's taxonomy places the organism in Eukaryota, Fungi, Ascomycota, Pichiomycetes, Serinales, Debaryomycetaceae. The record is from RefSeq and is a predicted model, not a curated record. The transcript has 2 exons. The coding region runs from base 108 to 347 and encodes 79 amino acids.
GUUAUAAAUCAUGAAAUGAUUACGGAUGAGCAUAUAAAUAUUUGACUAAAUUCCAGUUUAAUUGAUUUCCCAGUUAUUCCUCAUCUGCUAAUUAUUCUUAUUCUGCUAUGUCUGGUCAAAAAUUCUUAAACAUUUCAUCUGCUGGUCAAAACAAUAACUUACGUUAUUUUUCAUCGAAACAAAGAUGUAUCAAUUUCAAUAAUAUCAAGGAUGCCCAUCUUGUUGCUAACGACGGGGUUUUAUCCGGUGAAGAAGCCAUCAAGGCUGGUUCGAGUGAGGAAAUCUUUGAGCCAACCAUUUUUUCUUCUGAAGAAAUUCACACUGCUGGUCCAGUAAAUAAAGCUUAAUCGUUCUGGUAAUGAUAAUAAAUGAUUUAUGACUAUUGUUCUUGAUCUUGUAGUUUGCCCGUACAUCCUGUAGGACCCCCGUACACCUGUAGGACCCCC